This is a messenger RNA of Vicugna pacos (alpaca), 2386 nucleotides long. Lineage: Eukaryota; Metazoa; Chordata; Mammalia; Artiodactyla; Camelidae. The record is from RefSeq and is a predicted model, not a curated record.
UGAGACAGUGAAGGAAAGCCACCUGGAGCUGGAGGGUUUGUUACCCGGACAGCAGACCCUGUGCAGGCUGCUGUGCUGGAGGGGGCUCAGGGCGGGGCAGAAGGGAGGGGCCUGAUGCCCCAGCCCCAGCCCCCUCUCCUCUCUGCCCCUAGAGGAGCCCAUUUACUGCUACACACCGCACAACUUCACCCGGGACCAGGCGCUGUACGCCCGCGGCUACUGCUGGACGGAGCUGCGGGACGCGCUGCCGGGUGUGGACGCCAGCCUGUGGCCGUCGCUGUUUGAGCACAAGCUGCUGCCCUACUCGCUGCUGGCCUUCGCGGCCAUCAUGUACGUGCCCGCGCUGGGCUGGGAGUUCCUGGCAUCCACGCGCCUCACCUCAGAGCUCAACUUCCUGCUUCAGGAGAUCGACAACUGCUACCAUCGGGCGGCCGAGGGCCGCGCGCCCAAGAUCGAGAAGCAGAUCCAGUCCAAGGGGCCCGGCAUCACGGAGCGCGAGCGGCGCGAGAUCAUCGAGAACGCAGAGAAGGAGAAGAGCCCUGAGCAGAACCUGUUCGAGAAGUACCUGGAGCGCCGCGGCCGCAGCAACUUUCUAGCCAAGCUCUACCUAGCGCGGCACCUGCUCAUCCUGCUGCUCAGCGUGGCGCCCAUCUCUUACCUGUGCACCUACUACGCCACCCAGAAGCAGAACGAGUUCACCUGCGCGCUGGGCGCAGCCCCGGGAGGCGGGGGCCCGGCGGUGCGCGUCAGCUGCAAGCUGCCGUCCGUGCAGCUGCAGCGCAUCGUGGCGGGCGUGGACAUCGUGCUGCUCUGCUCCAUGAACCUCAUCAUCCUCGUCAACCUCAUCCACCUCUUCAUCUUCCGCAAGAGCAACUUCAUCUUCGACAAGCUGCACAAGGUGGGCAUCAAGACGCGCCGGCAGUGGCGCCGCUCGCAGUUCUGCGACAUCAACAUCCUGGCCAUGUUCUGCGACGAGAACCGCGACCACAUCAAGUCGCUCAACCGGCUGGACUUCAUCACCAACGAGAGCGACCUUAUGUACGACAACGUGGUGCGGCAGCUGCUGGCCGCUCUCGCCCAGUCCAACCACGACGCCACGCCCACCAGAGGGAGGCCUGCACAGGCUCUGUGCUCUGGGCUGUUUGCAGACGCGCCCUUGCCGGAGAAGGAAAUCCUGUUCCCAGCAGAGCCAGCCCUGGCCGCACUUCCCUCGGGGGGCCCUUUUCACGUCUGCUCGCCCCCUGCAGCCCCCGCCACGGCCCCGCUGUCCCCAGCCAGCCUGAGUAAGGCUGACCCUCUGGCCAUUCUGAGCCGCAACGCCACCCACCCGCUGCUGCACAUCAGCACCCUAUACGAGGCCCGGGAGGAGGAGGACGGGGCCCCACGAGCACCUCCGGACGUGGGCGGCCUCAUCACCAUCCCUCCCCCACAGCAGAUCCUCAUCGCCACAUUCGACGAGCCAAGGACAGUAGUGAGUACCGUGGAGUUCUGAGGGGACGGGGCUGCCCAGGCCUUCCAUGCCCCUCUGCAUGAUCGCGGUGUGCCACUGACCCCAGCUGGCCCCGCACAUACACGGCCUCAGCUUCACCCAGCACUGCCCACACCCCCCGACCUCCUGUCCGCAUGCCACGGGGCUCAGCACCUCUCCCACCCGGCCCCCUAGAUGGCAUCGUUGGGGCGCUGGCUGGGCCAGGGGCUGGCCGUGACCCCAGUGGAGCCCCCAGCCAGAAAGGCCUGGAGCCACCCUCUCCCUUGCAUCAGGCGCUCGGCUGCAAGAUGAAGAAUUUAUUUUUUUAGUUGAUUUUGUCUUGCCUGGGGUGGGCAUGCUGGCCCGCGAGGGGCAGGGCGGUGGCAGGAUGACUCAGGAGGGGCUGGGGCUGGCGGCACCUCUGGGGCUUGCCCUCUGCAGACACCAGGACCCCUUCAUGGGAGGGGCUGGGGUCCGCCAUCCAGUCAGAGAUCAACAUGCACUUUCUCCUUGUUCCCGACACCCCUGUACUUCACUACGAUUACUGUAACUAGUGAGUGUGCUUACUAUCAGGAGGCUCAGGAUGCAUCCCAAAGGAUGGCCUGUGUGAGUGUGCGUGAGUGCGAGCGCGCGGGCGUGCCAGCGGCCGUGUGCGUGACUGGGUAAGCGUGCGAGUGUGUGUGCGAGUGGGCACAGGGUUGAGGCCGGGAGUGGGCGCCAGCGUGCCCAUGAGGGAAGGAAUCCAAUGCAAUAACUACGUCCCCUCCAAGCCACCAGCCCCCAGCCCGAGGGUCCACGGCGCUCUGUGGGAGCCCAGGGCCGGCGCUGGGCGGGUCUAUCCCUAUUACCUCAGCCACGCGACAACGUGACAGUAUUAACAAGGUAGCACCGAGCAUAUCAAUAAAUACUAUUCUGAUA